AACCCAACAUUACAAUCCCGAGAGGAGUUUGGUUAUCCCAGCCCUGUCUUUCUCCCUAGUAAAAAAAAAAUCAGCUUCAACACCAUUGCAAAGCGCAGGAAUCAGAUUGAUUUCUUGAGCAUGAACGCGGGUCAGUCCUCCCACUUCCCACAGCAAAGUGCCUGAAUCUUAGCUUUUCAGUCUACGCACACUCACUGGGCUGAAGGGCUGUCCGCUCCGGGUUCUAGAGGACCAUGCCAGGUUUUCUAAGUAACACGUAAUCACUGGGAAGUCCAGGGUGGGAUGAAAACCUGGAGAAAUGGCUCAGGAUCUGGAGCGGAUCUCAGCGGGCUAGCCUAUAUGUCCCCAGUUCUGGUUCUUUUUGUCCCACCCGAGCACUGAACAUUGAACUGUUAACAGUCCUGAUGACAGAUUUAAUUUGAGCUCUUUGAUGGCACUCAGUUCCUAAACAUGAGGGAUAGUUAGCUGUUGUGUUUCAUUAGUGUCUUAAGAUCUCCGGCUUUCGAACAGAUACAAAUUAAUUUCAGUACAGAGCUCAGCUAGAGUCUCUUCUAAACCCAAGGGAAGUGUGGUCUCGUCAGCGAAUUGGUUCAGGAAGUGCUCGACUGCACGUGAGACUGCAAGACUUCGGAUCAAUUGGCUCAAGCAACUGAACCCACCCACAGCUGCCCAGUCCUGGUGAGAAGCAGGGCAACCCGGAGCCCGCAGGCUGGACUUCACCCAGGCCAGGACAUCUGUCCGUACCGGUGAGCAAGACGGCAUCAGAACAUAAUGGGUACAAACCAUCUGGAUCAUUGGACAGCUAAUGGAUCCCAGGGCCUCCUCCAUCUGUUUCUUGCAAGUGUGGCUGGGAAGCUCGUUCCACACUCCCACCACCGUUAGCGUGCAGAAGCGCCCCCCUGUUCUCGGUUUUAAAUGCACAUCCAUGUAGUUUCCACGUGUGUCCUCUGGUGCUUGCUGUUCAUUCUGAAAGAAAUCCGCUGGGUGGCACUGACGAUGCCUUUGAGACAUUUUGAAUACUUGUAGCAUUUUCUCUUGUAGUCUCGACUCUGAACUGAUUGAGCGGCAAUAUCUUUUCUGCAUGACCUGGUGACCGAAAUCAUCUUUGGGAGGUGGAAGGAAACGCUAGUGGACCAAGCAGACUCCACACAGAAGGCGCUCCUGUCCGUGACGCCAGAGCUGUGAGGAAACAGCAGCGCUGACCGCCGGGCCGAGUGGAAUUACGUGCAAUCCUGAGAGAAAAAUUUAAAAGUCUGAAAUGUGACGAUUCCGCUGCCUCGGAAGGUUUCGUGGGCGAGGCUGGUUGGAAUAGCCUAUAAACACCAGUCUGAGCACAAGAUGACACUCACAGUUUCUGUUUUGGCUAAAUCUGUUUUCUGUUUGUUUUUGAAAGGCAGCAGCACAGGCGGGGAGAAGGCAGAGUGAUCGUGGGCGUGUCUCCGGGAGAGAGAGAGAGAGAGAGAGGUUUUCACAGGCCGCCCAGGUGAGCUCUUCACUUCCGAAGUCAGUUCACCUGGGCUUGCAGUGCAGAGCGAGACGCAGCUCGCUUCGCCGUAUUUCCUGGCUUCGCUUCUCGCCUGCUGCCCACAGCUCUUCGCUCCAAAAGCAGGGAAAGCUGUAGUUAUCUCCGUUGUGAACAUUUUUUGUUGUCGUUUCUCCACACUAACGACAAUCGUGCGACGAUGUCCUUGCCCGUGUCUCCCGGCGCUUCCUCGUACCGGACCGUGAGCUUCUCUUCCUCAUCCUUGUCGCCGAUGUCCCCAGAGCUGCCGGUCUCGGGCGUUCCGGUUUCGGGGCUGCAGAUGACGGGGGUACCGGUCCAGUACGUGACCAACGGAGCCGGCAUGGAAGGCAAUGUGGUCUACGAGACGGUCCGGUACCUGGUCCCGGUCGAAAGGAAAGUUAUGCCCGAGUCGUAUUGGUUGGUUGACAACAGACAGCAGCUCAUGGCAACUCCAACCUACGUGCAGAGGUACAGCGUCAGCAGCGCCGACGGACUGGACACCGUUUAUCAACAGCAACACGUACAACAACAGAGCACGAUACACCUGGACGACAUGGCCGCCUCCAAUGGGAAAACUCCAUCUGUGUUCAGCCAGACCUCGAGCCCUGCCAAGAGCCCUGAGCCCAGCUCCAGUGAGAAGACUGUGCUCAGCGAGACGGUAGAGAGGAGCAGCGUGGUGAAGACGGAGGCCAGGGUGGUCUCCUCGCAGGCGGCAGAGCAGCCGAAGCAGAACAAGCUGGACAAUCGCUUCUUCGGGGAGCUGCUGGCCGAGGUGUACCGCAAGAACUCCGACAUCUACAGCUGCAUCGCCGACCAUGUGGGCAAGAUCCGCGGCCAGAAACACCACCUGGACAACACAAUUGACUAUAAGGCGGAGAAAGAGCAGGUGGAGGGUUUGAUCCCGAAGGAUGCAUCCGAACUGACCAAGCAGCAGAUCCGCUACCUGCUGGAGACCCGGAUGACCGCUGACAAGACUCUCCGUCUGCUGCUGUCCACUUUCAGCAGCCUGAGGGAGGAGCUCAUGCACCUGCAGCAGGACCUCCAGAGGCUGGAGAUGGACAAGGAGAGUCUGGAGAGCGACCUCAGCUUCAAGGCUGACCAGGCCCAGCAGUACGACCGGCUCCUGGAGUCCGUCCGCGAGAAUAACCGCCAGCUGCAGCUGUCGCUGAAGGAGAGCGCCAUGGUGCAGCGCAGCCUGGAGAGCCAGCUCCUCACCACCAAGCACACGGAGUCCGACCGGGAUUACCGGCUCAAGGAGCUGGAGUGCAGCAAGAAGGCGCUGGAGCAGGAGAACGAGAUUCUCCGGCAGAAGCUGUCUGGUCAGUGCACCAGCCCCAGCUUCCAGGCCAAGUCUGAAGAGAUCUCCAGAUACCACAUGGAGAUGAUCAGCAGCCUGCGUGAGGAGAAGGACAAGGAGCUGGAGGCCCUGAGGACUCAGCUCAACAGGAUACAGACAGAGUUCUCCUCCAAAAGCAGCAGCGACCACAGCCUGCAGCUGCGGAUCACGGAGCUCAUGUCCUCCCUGGAGCAAAAGGAGAGCCUCAUCAAGAAGCAGGAGGAGGAGCUAAGGAGGCUGCAGAACGAGAGAAACGAAGCCCUGAGCCAGUCCAAGAACAGCGUCACCAAGACCAUCAUCACCAAAAAGUACAGGAACCAGUAUCCGAUCCUGGGGCUGCUCAGCGACGACUAUCAGGCCACCUCGCCCGUGAAAGAGGCCAAGACCAUUGUGAUCGAGAGGACUGGGGAGAUGUACAAACAGGUACGCCCACCAUCUCCUGUGCAGCCGAAGGGCACCCUCUGACUUCACUGUGCUUUACCACACCGGACCAAUACUGUGAUUGACCAGUGACGUGCACAGCUGAGUGCACACUACACAUCCCUCUACAGUGGUGUAUUCCACUAUGCCAAAGGGCCAGGACCCUGGGCUUUGCAACUUUCUGCAUCACUGAUGCUCCUGCAGGCCCAAGGGAUUAAUGCCCCUGUAACAGCCUUGUGUUCCUUUGAGACCUGGUAAUGUGGUAAAUAUGUUCUAAAGCCUGUUUGCCUCACUCAUGUAAUCGUAUGGUCAGGUGUAGUAAAGCAGAGUAAAGCCUCGAUUAAAGUUCACUGCGCUAAUGUUGUAAAUCUGCAGUAAAGGUGCAAAACAUCAGUGAUAAAAAUUGCCAAGAUAAACCUUUAUAAAGGAGUCAUUCCCCUACAGACUGGAUCAGCCAGACCAAGGACCUUCAGUUGCUCACCUCCCUCCAUUUGCACUGAUUAAAUCCAUCAAUAAUUCAGUUGCUUUACUAAGAGCUCAGGUGGCUCAAACUCCAGAACUCUGGAUGGCUGGGGACAAGGGGGGAGUUUUGCUUCAGAGCCUUUUCAUUCUAGUGCAACUUAAUCAUGAAGUUCAAAUGUCCAAGGCUGAGCUAAAGGGAGUGGGCUUCCUUUGGGGAAUUUGCUCUAUUAUUGUCACAGAGAAAGAAAGAUACAAAGAAUCUUAUGCAGAUCUUUAAUGGAUAAAGCUGGUUUGUGCAUGUGGUCCUUUAAGGAGCCAGUACUUGAGCUGUCACAAGUGUUAACCUAAAUUAAUUUGUUUUUUGGGAUCUUCUAAGUAUUAUGUACUCUGAAACCUCAGGACCUGACUUCCCAUGUGUACAAAAAUGUAUGCAUUACUCCAGUCCUGGAUGGACAGCUUCUAGAUUUCACUCCGUCCGGGGCUCUUAAUUACCUAAUUGAUCUCAUUAUUUACUUUACUUGACAAGUGGAAGCCUCUCCUUAUUCUUCAGCAGCUGCAGAGUUAACGAGACCUGGAAAACGUGCCGGACAGUGUCCGCUGAGGACCAGAGUCCUUGGGCUUCUUAAAUUGUUGAUAAUAAAUCCUUAAUUAUGAAGAACUAAUGAAGUCCGCAAUGGAUUCAAUUAGGAGUAAGUGAUAAAGAGCUUUGGAAAAUCGGAAUGUAGACGAGAAUGAAGCUUCCCAGCAUUCAAAGUGUUAAAUGAACAAGCUCUCGUCUUUAGCAAUCAGGUCCCUGGGGCUAAAAGUUGACACCUGAACUGUAAGGCGUAAAGGGCUUAACAUGCAUUGGAGUUGCUGUGCGUUGUUCAGAGUGCUGUUGAAUUAGCUGCAGGUGCAGAAGGAGGGUGGGGAGCACCUGGAGUUCCCUCACAGUCACGCACACAUGUGCAGAAAUGAAGUGGCCGACUGCCAAUCUGGUUAAGUUCCUGAAACGCCUUUCACACUCCUCCCCCUGUGGGCUCGACAAGCUGACGUCUUUGUUCCUGGUGGUCCUGGUCUUGAGUACUAAUUCCAGCCUCAGCUGGGGAUACUCUCUCUCCGUUAGCAUGACAGCCUUGAGCCGACACAUACUGUCCUGUCCAGUCCAGCCUGCAGCCCCUCUCACUCCUCUCCACUCCAGCAUCUCACAGCCCCCCCACUCCUCAGUUCAUUAGUCGUUAAUUAGCAGGAUCAAUAUAACAAUUAAGCUGCUGGGGGCACUAACAAGGUGCAAUUGCUGUGAGCUGAUUUAGAGGAACAGUCACCGCAGGGCACACACUGACAGGAUAUGCAACUACUGCCGCAGGUGGCAAAAGCUGGAAAAAAAUGAACUGUGUUUGUGUGUUGCACAGUUAACCGUUUUCAUCUAAUCGAUCAGGUGUGAGUUGACUUCAUGAUUUUAUUACAUCUCAUUAAAUAUUUGAUGCAUACUAUAUUUUGCAGGAUGUACAGUAUUUGUUUCCCUUAUGUUCCUCGUGGUCUGUGGGUUUUCAUUCCAACUGAAUGCUGUCCCCAGUUCUGCACGUGCAGACGGACAGAAAGCCCUCCUGAGCUGCGCACCCCUGAUGUGCUUAUUUAAACUAGCAGGGACACCUACAGUUUGCAAUGAAAAUGACUCUCCUGUCUGUGCCUUAAGGGCAGCAUUAGCUUGCGUGUGGGGCGUUGGGUAAGGAUCAGUGGGUGGAGUUGGUUUCAGUACAGAUUUCUGGCCGACUGCUUGUCCUGUAUCACAUGGUGUCGCAGGUGACCCCUGCUGGCCAGAUGGGGUAAAGCCACUGCCUGCACUAUGAGAAACAACAGGAGGGGCGCCCGGCCCGUUUAGUCAGUAGCUCAUGGAUCCAAGGACCUCAUCCACCCAUUUUGUGAAUGAAGGAAGAGCACCAGCUUCAGCAACAUAGCUGCACAGCUUGCUCCAGACUCCCACCACCCUUUGUGUAAAGACGUGAAACCCCACCCACCCUCCGAUCUCGGUUCUAAAUGCAUUCAGACUCAGCUGGGGGAACCUCCUCUUGAGCAGCAGCGAAUAAAGAGCCUGCCUCUGGCGCAGGAAGGGGUCACGAGUUCGAAACCGGGUCUCUCGCAGGGGAGUGGAGCUGACUGAGUGAAGUCUGCUGUAGAUAACGGCUCUUCUGUUUUGUUUU
This is a messenger RNA of Lepisosteus oculatus (spotted gar), 5902 nucleotides long. Lineage: Eukaryota; Metazoa; Chordata; Actinopteri; Semionotiformes; Lepisosteidae. The record is from RefSeq and is a predicted model, not a curated record.